CUCUUUUCUGGCCACCCUGAACCAAAGGUCUGCUUGAAAAUAAAUAAAUCCAUGUCAACAAAUAUUGCACUUGGGGAAUUGAAAGUCAAGAAUCCAAAUUCAAGCCCCCUAGAGUCCGGAUUAUACCAUUGGCCAUGACGGAAUACUGGGUGUCUCAAGCUCGGAAGUUUUGCGAUACUUGCAAAUGUUGGAUCGCCGAUAACAAAUCCAGUAUCGAGUUUCACGAAAGUGGCCGCAAACAUCAACUCAACACGGAGAAACGGCUGACGGACAUCCGGAAGCGAUCCACCAUCCAGGACAAGAAGGCUGAGAAACAAGCCCAAUGGAUCGAGCAAAUGGAGGCUGCAGCCUUGAAGGACUACCGCAACAAGGAUCUGGCCCAAGGGGCGGAUUUGUCGGCCCGGAUCUUCCACGAAACCAAGGCCCAACGCGAGGCCGAAAAAGAGGCUCUAACCGCCUCCAUUUUGGCUCAGAAAGCCGAAAUCCAAGCCGGCCAAGACGAAAAAGCCACUGACCUUUCCAGUUGUGAGCGUGCCUCCUCAUCGACUUCAAAUGUAUCUACCAAUGAUCCGAUGCCCGGUUCAAGUUGUCUCCAGACUGUGGUGGCACCGAAAUCGGGCACGCCUUGGCAUAAAGACCCCAAAAAGUGGUUCGAGGCGGUCAGCGAACAGGGUCAUCAAUUCUUCUGGCACGUGGAAACUAAAGAGUCUCGAUGGGAUGUGCCCUCGGAGGGUUUUUUGUCUAUUGCUGAGCAAGCCGAAAUUAAGAAGAAAAAGGAGGCAGCCAAGGCCAAACGUGAGGUAAUGGCUCAGCAGAGUAAGGCUAUUCACGGGGAACACAAACAAGAGUACGUGUCCCCGGUGCCUUUGGGACCCAAUGGCAAGCCGCAACCCUAUGGAUCAUGGCAAGCAGUGGAAAGCGUGGAUCCGGACACUUUUGACUAUCAAACACCACAGGUCAAAGCGGCUCCUCAAGCGGCAGCCACCUUGCACAACGACCGAGACUACAACUUCAAGACCAAGGCCACGCCUUCAUUGGGUGGAACCGCGUCCACAAACCUCACUUCAUCCACCUCCGGGAUUGUUUUCAAAAAAAGAAAAGUUAACGCUGAACACAAAAAGAAUGUACGCCGAAGAACAGACGAAUGAAAUAUAUUUUUGAAAAAACA
Molecule: messenger RNA, 1168 nt
Organism: Tigriopus californicus
Lineage: Eukaryota; Metazoa; Arthropoda; Copepoda; Harpacticoida; Harpacticidae
Product: WW domain-binding protein 4-like
Exons: 6
Coding region: 135-1148 (337 amino acids)
Biological process (GO): mRNA splicing, via spliceosome
Cellular component (GO): nucleus; precatalytic spliceosome
Molecular function (GO): protein binding; RNA binding; zinc ion binding
Source: RefSeq, a predicted model, not a curated record